Molecule: messenger RNA, 411 nt
Organism: Pipistrellus nathusii (Nathusius's pipistrelle)
Lineage: Eukaryota; Metazoa; Chordata; Mammalia; Chiroptera; Vespertilionidae
Source: the annotation of a GenBank genome assembly
AUGGGCAAGUUUAUGAAACCCGGGAAGGUGGUGCUGGUCCUGGCCGGACGCUACUCCGGACGCAAAGCCGUCAUCGUAAAGAACAUUGACGAUGGCACCUCGGACCGCCCCUACAGCCAUGCUCUGGUGGCUGGAAUUGACCGCUACCCCCGAAAAGUGACGGCUGCCAUGGGCAAGAAGAAAAUUGCCAAGAGGUCAAAGAUCAAGUCUUUUGUGAAAGUUUAUAACUACAAUCACCUCAUGCCCACAAGGUACUCUGUGGACAUCCCCUUGGACAAAACUGUUGUCAACAAGGACGUUUUCAGAGACCCUGCUCUGAAACGCAAGGCCCGACGGGAGGCCAAAGUCAAGUUUGAAGAGAGGUACAAGACCGGCAAGAACAAGUGGUUCUUCCAGAAGCUGCGGUUUUAG